AUGCAUGGGCAAUCUGAGACAGACGGCAUCGCAUCCUCGGACAGUGCAGAACAUCCGACAAUCAUGACCGACCCAAAACCAGAGGUUGAUAAUGAUAAUCACUCUCUAUCGGGUGCCUCCAGCAAUACCGCCGAUGAGGAAAAUGACCCGGAGAAUCCUCCACGCCUAGAACGCCAACUGACGGAGCUUGGUCCUCCCAUCAAGGUCGCCCGACUCAAGCGCAGAGGCUUGUUCGGGCAGCUGGCAUUGGUGGCAGAGGUUGAAGAUCCGAAAACAUAUACUCGCAGAAUGAAAUGGUUCAUCACGUUUGUCGUCGCUCUUGCCGGAGCCACAGCACCAAUGGGCAGCGCGAUCUUUCUCCCUUCACUAUCACAAGUAACUAAGGAGUUGAAUACGACAACCACCAUCACUAACCUGUCGAUCGCGUUGUAUAUGCUGGCCAUGUCGAUAUUCCCAUUGUGGUGGUCAUCAUUCAGCGAGCGACUUGGGCGACGGACCAUCUAUCUGACUUCUUUUGCUCUCUUUGUGGUCUUCAACUGCCUUUGUGCCAUCUCGGAUUCUAUCGCAAUGCUGGUUGUAAUGCGAAUGUUGAGUGGUGGCGCCUCUGCUUCUGUCCAGGCGGUUGGUGCUGGCACCAUCGCCGAUCUCUGGGAAUCUAGGGAGCGAGGAAGGGCUAUGGGUAUCUUCUACCUAGGUCCGCUAUGUGGACCCCUGUUUGCACCCAUUAUCGGCGGUGUUCUAGCUCAGCGAUGGGGAUGGCGGAGUACCAUGUGGUUCCUCUCGGCAUUUGGUGCUCUCACUCUCAUCUUUAUCUUAUUCGCCCUUCCCGAGACGUUGACCGUGCAAAAGCCUGUUUUGGCUGAACUUGAGGACGAAGAUCCAGCUAUCAGUCGUCCGUUGAGUCGAGUCUCCUCGCAGCAGGUUGUUCGGUCCACCACAAGGUGGCUCAAGACGAUGAAGAUGGUCCUCAUUGAUCCGCUCAAAAUCAUUCUCUACCUCCGGUUCUUGCCCGUCCUUCUCACCGUGUAUUAUGCUAGUGUCGCCUUCGGUUCUCUCUACGUCCUCAAUAUCAGUGUCGAGCAUACCUUCGCAGAGGCGCCAUACAACUUCUCCACCAUCAUCGUUGGUUUGUUGUACAUUCCAAACUCGCUGGGCUACAUGGUGACCAGUAUAUUUGGAGGCAAAUGGAUGGACAGCAUCAUGCAACGGGAGGCGAAGAAAGCAAAUCGAUACGACGAGAAAGGCAGACUGGAAUUACGCCCGGAGGACCGAAUGCGUGAGAAUGCAUGGCUUGGCGCCUUCUUGUACCCGGCAGCCCUGAUCUGGUAUGGUUGGACGGCGGAUAAGGGGGUUUUCUGGCUUGUCCCGAUGAUUGCCAACUUCUUCUUUGGUAUGGGCUCCAUGCUCAUUUUCAGUAUGGUAACCACCAUGCUCACCGAAUUCAUGCCGAAAAAGUCCUCGGAGGGUGUAGCACUCAACAACUUCAUGCGAAACAUCUUCUCCUGCGUCGGUUCCGUCGUCACUGCCCCAAUCAUCAACGGUAUCGGCAAUGGGUGGCUCUUUACCAUCCUCGGCCUUGUCAGUUUCGCAAGUAGCUCCGUCAUCUUCCUGAUGAGAGUCAACGGUCCCAAGUGGAGAAAGACUUUGGAUGCAGACAUGCGGGCAUGA
Molecule: messenger RNA, 1668 nt
Organism: Penicillium egyptiacum
Lineage: Eukaryota; Fungi; Ascomycota; Eurotiomycetes; Eurotiales; Aspergillaceae
Source: the annotation of a GenBank genome assembly